Molecule: messenger RNA, 1521 nt
Organism: Talaromyces marneffei
Lineage: Eukaryota; Fungi; Ascomycota; Eurotiomycetes; Eurotiales; Trichocomaceae
Exons: 3
Coding region: 1-1521 (506 amino acids)
Biological process (GO): tetrahydrofolylpolyglutamate biosynthetic process
Cellular component (GO): cytoplasm; cytosol; mitochondrion
Molecular function (GO): tetrahydrofolylpolyglutamate synthase activity; ATP binding
Source: RefSeq, a predicted model, not a curated record
AUGGCGGGGCGAACAUAUGACGAAGCUAUCUCGUCGCUGAAUACUUUACAGUCAAACUUUGCGAUCGUCAAUGCGUUCAGACAGUCAGGUGGAGCUAAGAACCGAUAUGCCAUCCCGGAAAUGAUUGAGUGGUGUCGGAAGAUUGGCUAUGAGCCAUCCGACUUCAACCGUCUAAACCUCAUACAUAUCGCAGGCACAAAAGGCAAAGGCUCAACAUCAGCAUUCAUCUCCUCCAUUCUUAACCAGUACAUUGGCGGCACCGACCAAGCAACAGUCCAUAAAGUCGGCCUGUACACAUCCCCACACUUACGAUUUGCGCGCGAACGAAUAAAAAUAAACGACGAGCCGUUGACAGAGGCUCAAUUCGCCAGAUACUUCUUCGAAGUCUGGGAUCGUCUAGAGCAAUCCGCAAAAGCCGCGGGCCAUCAAAACCCUUCAAGUCCAGAGACGAAACCCGUUUAUUUCCGAUACUUGACGCUCAUGGCGCUACAUGCUUAUUUGAGUGAGGGUGUUGAUGCGGCUGUUAUUGAGUGUGGGAUUGGUGGUGAAUAUGAUUCGACGAAUAUCAUUGAUCAACCGGUUGUGUCGGGGAUAACCAGUUUGGGGAUUGAUCAUGUGGCUAUGUUGGGAUCUACGAUUGAGGAGAUUGCGUGGCAUAAGGGGGGUAUAAUUAAGACAGGGGCAAGGGCUUUUACGGGGCCUCAACCUGAGACUGCGUUGGAGGUUUUGCGGAAAAGAGCGGAGGAGAAGAAGACGGAGCUUACUGUCGCUCAGGGCCAGCCGGAAUUGAAAAAGGGUAGCUCGUUGAAGUUGGGGUUGGACGGUGAUUUUCAAUAUACGAAUGCGAAUAUAGCUGUCGGGGUCGCUGCUGAAUUUUUGAGGCAGCGUGGCGAACAGGAUAUUCCUGCUGAUAUAUUCAGCUCACCGCUACCGGAGAAAUUCCGGACUGGAUUAGAGAAAACCAGGCUGGGCGGUCGUUGUGAGACCCACCAAGAGAAGACUGUCUCUUGGUACAUCGACGGCGGACACACGCUCGAAAGUAUUCGCGUCGCCGGAGAAUGGUUCGCAUCGAAAUUAGUCGAUGAUUCCGAGAGUCAACGACCACGAGUCCUCAUCUUCAACCAACAGACACGAGACAGUGUAGCGCUAGCACGAGCGCUACAUCAGACUCUAGCCGAAGUUCUUGGUUCUGCACAGCCCUUUACUCACGCUAUAUUCUGUACGAAUGUCACAUACAAAAAUGCGGGUUACAGACCUGAUCUUGUCAGCGUCAAUGCCAAUGCGUCUGAAGUCGAGAAGCUGAGCGUUCAGCACACGCUCGCCGAGUCAUGGAAGGAAAUUGACCCAAAGGCUGCGCCUUUGGUCUUUUCUACGAUUGAGGAAGCAGUUGACUUUGUGCGUGAUCUUUCGAAGAAGAGCUAUGAUGGAACACCUGUCAAAACUUUGGUGACUGGUAGCUUGCAUCUUGUGGGUGGUUUCCUGGAUGUUAUUGAGACAAAGCCGAGGGAGACCGUGGUAUAA